UUUAGCUUGUACACGACAUUGUUGCACAUUGAACGUUUCUGCUAUAUUUGUUUGGACUUAGUGCUGCACGUUUUGUGACCUAGCAUGCUUGUUUGAGACUGUUUGCAUACAAGUGUGUGUUGCUUGAUUGAGUGCACAAGAACUGCGAGUAAAACGAGUGCAAGAGCGUAAGUCAAUAUGUCUACCAAACGGGCCAACAUAGAAUCUAGUGAGAGCGCUAUGCUUCAAAUGUUACAACAGAUUCAAGAUCGCCCCACACGACUUGAGCAGGAGACCCGACCCAUAGAAUCUGCGAGGGCCCCAAACCACCGCCCGUAUCAUGAACUAAGGGCUGAUCCGAAGUUCAAAUCUUCCAUUUUUACGGGAAAGAAAGAUCCCGAGGAAUAUCUCGAGUGGGAGCGCCAAAUGGAUGCCAUUUUCGAAUACUAUUCCUUGUCGAACCGAAGGAAGAUUCAAUACGCAGCGUCCCAACUCGCGAAGGAUGCUCUCACAUGGUGGGAACGAGAAGAAAGCAAUCGACGCCGUGCACAUUAUGAUCCGGUUUCCACUUGGAAGGAGAUGAAAAUCCUCAUGCGAAAAAGGGACCAAGAUCAUUUGGCACGAGAAUGUCCCAACCAACGAGAAAUCAUCAUCGAGGAUGACGGGGAAUCAAAGUCCAUAGUUGAGGAUGUGGUAAAUCUUGAAGAGACGUAUGAGGUUAUGUCCAAGAAGGAAAUAGAGUACGUGAACGAAGAGAAAGAGGAACCGGUCGAAGAUCCCGACCUCAUGAUAAAAGAAGUACCCAAAAGUGCUGCGAAUGCAAACGGAGAGAUGCAUGGCGUCAAGAAAGAGGCAUUCGAAGCCAAGAAAAUCAUUGAGGACUCCAACAACACGAAAGUGAUGGAAAUCAAUGAAGAAGCCGAUAAAUCGGAGAACGUGAUAGUAGGCGAGAGCUUGAACGAAGUCAAACGGGACAUAGGAAUGAUACGAUUGGAUUGGUUUGAGCAAAUAAAAGUCACGUCCAAGAAGGAAAAUCAUGGCUUCAAGGUGGUAAGCAAACCUUCGGCAAUGACGAAUGACAGAAACUUCAUUCUGAAGUAUGUUAUGAAUCUUGAGCAACAAAUGCAAACUUUCCAAACGGAUUACCUCUAUAAAGUUCUCAAGGGAUGCACAUACUACACUAACGAGGUUGUUUUUCUAGAUCUUGUUAAUUGUUCGCAAGGUCAAUCGAGCUCCACUCCCGAUCCUCGAUUAGAUCUUAUACUGCAGAAGCUAGAGAGCUUCGAUACUCGACUCUCUGCAGUUGAGGCGCUCGGCACCCGACUCACCUCUCUCGAGGAGUCCAUAGAGGACCAGAUGGGCACCCUCGAAGCCACACUCACCGCAUCCAUCGAGAGUUCCCAGCGCGAGAUCAUACGGACCGUGGAGCGGAUCAUAGAUGGCGAAGAUUCUGACGCCGGAGGAUCAGCUCAGGGGAGUGAGACCAAGGGCUCUUCCGCAUCCGGGGCCAACAAGGGGAGCAAGAGGACAACCCCUUGA
Messenger RNA from Tarenaya hassleriana, 1518 nucleotides. RefSeq lists its product as uncharacterized. The transcript has 4 exons. Bases 178 to 1518 code for a protein of 446 amino acids. The record is from RefSeq and is a predicted model, not a curated record. NCBI's taxonomy places the organism in Eukaryota, Viridiplantae, Streptophyta, Magnoliopsida, Brassicales, Cleomaceae.